GUCCCAGAGUGACACGUAAUCUUUUCCUGGUGGAAGAGGUCUAGUGUGACUGUGAUAUUUGACUUUAUUUUCACGUUAAUCACAAUCAAGACUAUCUUUUCAUUAUUUGAAACAAGCAGUCAGACAGUUAAGAAAAUGGCACCAUCUGGGAAGGAUACGACAACCCUCUGCUUGUUCGAUGUCGAUGGGACUCUAACUGCAGCAAGACAGAAAGUCACCCCUGACAUGGAUGAGUUUCUUCAGAGGCUGAGAAAGAGGGUGCGAGUUGGAGUAGUUGGGGGAUCUGAUUUUGAAAAGAUCAAAGAGCAGCUCGGAGCAGAUGUGGUGGAAAAGGUGGAUUAUGUGUUUGCUGAGAAUGGAUUAGUUGCCUACAGAGAUGGAAAACUGUUGUCUGUUCAGAGCAUUCAAGCACAUCUUGGCGAGGAACUGCUCCAAGACUUUAUAAAUUACUGCCUGAAUUACAUGGCAAAGAUAAAAUUGCCCAAGAAAAGGGGCACGUUCAUCGAGUUUCGUAACGGAAUGCUGAACGUUUCUCCGGUGGGGAGAAGCUGCAGCCAGGAAGAGCGAAUUGAGUUCUUUGAACUUGAUAAAAAAGAACGGAUCAGAGAGAAGUUUGUUGCUGCUCUACAGAAGGAGUUUGCUGGGCGGGGGCUGGUGUUCUCUAUAGGAGGACAGAUCAGCUUUGAUGUUUUCCCUGAAGGCUGGGAUAAAAGAUUCUGUCUGAGCACUCUGGAGCAAGAAGCCUAUGAGAAGAUUCAUUUCUUUGGGGACAAAACCAAACCAGGGGGCAAUGACUAUGAGAUCUACAUGGACCCCAGGACCAUCGGCCAUGAAGUCUCCUGUCCGGAGGACACAAGGCGUCUCUGUGAGGAGCUCUUCUUCAAGUGAUGCCCCAGCGUAGCCCUCCGUGCCAGUGAAAAUCACAGUGGAUAGACUUGAAUGUACUGUAAUUAUGAGAACCUCUUAAUUCAUACCUUUAAUUCCCUCCUCCCUGGGCUGAAGGAUGUUCUGGAAGUGUAUUUAAGCAGACAGGCUGGAAUCGUGUAGGGUUUGCGUUACAAAUAACUAUAUACCUUAGCUAUUUUUACCCAAGAUUUAUAGGCAUUGAAGUUAUGGUAUCUACCUCAUAACAUCCUUUCUUAACGUUUUUUUUUUUUUUU
This is a messenger RNA of Lepisosteus oculatus (spotted gar), 1160 nucleotides long. RefSeq names its product phosphomannomutase 2 (gene pmm2). Gene Ontology annotation, biological process: mannose metabolic process; GDP-mannose biosynthetic process; protein N-linked glycosylation. NCBI's taxonomy places the organism in Eukaryota, Metazoa, Chordata, Actinopteri, Semionotiformes, Lepisosteidae. Gene Ontology annotation, molecular function: phosphomannomutase activity. Gene Ontology annotation, cellular component: cytosol. The record is from RefSeq and is a predicted model, not a curated record.